Molecule: messenger RNA, 2313 nt
Organism: Penicillium samsonianum
Lineage: Eukaryota; Fungi; Ascomycota; Eurotiomycetes; Eurotiales; Aspergillaceae
Product: 1-phosphatidylinositol 4-kinase LSB6
Exons: 2
Coding region: 1-2313 (770 amino acids)
Biological process (GO): Golgi organization; phosphatidylinositol phosphate biosynthetic process; endosome organization
Cellular component (GO): plasma membrane; trans-Golgi network; fungal-type vacuole membrane
Molecular function (GO): 1-phosphatidylinositol 4-kinase activity
Source: RefSeq, a predicted model, not a curated record
AUGCCGAAGACUCGUCCUGCCACCUCGGGAUAUGCCCGGCUUGCCCAGGCUGAAGAGGAACGGGGGUACCUUCAAGAUGACUCCGAAGACGACGACAUCGGCGCGCUCUCAACAGCGUCUACCUCCGCUCCCCGAUACGCUCCCGUCUCCUCCAGAGCCCAGAUGCAGGCGUCCGGUCUCCACACUCCCCCAGGCCAUCGACGCAGACACAGUGGUUUCCAGCAUUCUCAAGGUCGUAGGAACUCCGGGGUUGAUAUUAAGGCCAUCAAUGCGCGUCUUGAAAAAUGGGCGGACGAGAUUGCCUCCAAAUUCAAGAUCAACCGUGUCAAGGGCAAAAGCUAUGAAGAAGAGAAGCUGGAGAUUUACCAUUCGGUCUUCCAGGCACCUCCCGGGGUUACCCCCGUGACCGCCGAAGCUCUCGAGUCAGAUGAGUUUGAGGGUCAGCAACGGCGCGCUCGCGCCGAGUACGAGGAGAUUAUCGAAAGUGUGCGUCUCGCGAUUGAAAUGGACGUACAUCCUCGGAUGAUCUCACAAGGAAGUUCGGGGAGCUACUUUGCUCGAAACCCUGAAGGGAAAGUAGUGGGUGUGUUCAAGCCAAAGGACGAAGAGCCGUACGCCUCACGAAACCCUAAAUGGACAAAAUGGCUUCACCGCAACUUGUUCCCCUGCUUUUUCGGCCGCGCGUGUCUUAUUCCCAAUCUCUCCUACGUCUCCGAAGCCGCCGCUUACGUUCUCGAUGCCCGACUCCACACGAACCUCGUCCCCUACACCGGUAUUGUACGACUGUCCUCGAGGUCAUUCUUCUACGAUUUCUGGGAUCGGAGAAAAGCACGGAAAGGCAAAAAAGUCCUGCCUCCCAAGGCUGGCAGUUUCCAAGUCUUCCUCAAGGGAUUCAAGGACGCCAACAUUUUCCUCCGAGAACAUCCCUGGCCUGACCAGGCGAAUACUGGAUUCCGCACCGAGGAUGCCCCGAAGCGCAAGAAGCGGCCAUGGAACGAGGCCUGUCGUCCAUCGGGGGCACAGUCAGACGACGAGGAUGACGAAGAUCCGGGCUAUGUGCCCUCACCCGCCGGUUCGCGCGACGAAAGUGCUGAGCGCCGGUUCUACUGGACCGAGAAUCUCAAGCAAUCCUUCCGCGAAGAGUUGGAGAAACUUGUGAUCCUGGAUUAUAUCAUGCGAAAUACCGAUCGAGGUCUGGACAACUGGAUGGUCAAGAUUGACUGGGGAACAGAGCAGGUUUCUAUCGUGGCAGAGCCCCCAAAACAAACUGGGCCACAGCCUAAGCACGAUGAAGACGAGCUUAUGCCCCCAGCUCGUCCUGUUUCCGUGAAUUCGAAUGGCACUGCCAAUCCCUCAUUCCACCCCUACAAGCGACAUGAAACGAUGAUGGCUAUCAGUCGCACGGGAACUCCGCUAGCGUCAUCGGAACAGUCGGCUUCUGUCCAGCUUGGCGCCAUUGACAACAGUCUGUCCUGGCCAUGGAAACACCCAGACGCCUGGCGCAGUUUCCCCUUCGGUUGGCUUUUCUUACCAGUUUCCUUGAUCGGACAACCCUUCUCGCAAAGAACCCGCGACCAUUUCCUUCCAUUAUUGACAUCCACAGCCUGGUGGAGCGGUACACAGAUGGCCUUGCGUGGUGUCUUUUCGCAAGAUGAUGAUUUCAAAGAGAGCAUGUUCGCUCGACAAAUCGCUGUCAUGAAAGGUCAAGCCUGGAACGUGGUGGAAACACUGAAGCAACCGGAUCAUGGCCCGCUUGAGCUGACUCGACGGACCCGAGUCUGUGUAUGGGAUGACUUGGUUGACGUCCCCGUUGCUAUUCCGAUGCGCGCGCCUUCCACAGACAGGCAAAGGAACCAAUCUAUGAAUUACGACCCUGAUGAAGAAGAGAUGGAUAUCGGUGCAUCCGCAUCUUCCCAACCAAUCCCUGAACACGAUUUAUUGGGAUUGAAUUCGUCGCCAAGCGACCUCCCCAACCCAAACCGGUUCGAACUCACCCGUGGUCGAGCUGACACUAACAGCGAACGUGCUGAUGGUUCUGUUGGUAGCGCUGCGACCAUACAUGACUUCGGCGGCCGAAACACUGGGGGUUCUCUAGAUGGAUGGCCUUCCCUACCCCCCCGCCAGCACAAGCAUCGCAAAAACGGCGGUGCCAUGCCCUUCCGCGUUCCUCAUGUCCACACAUUUGGCAGCGAUGAUCUCGAAGGCGACCUUGGCUAUGCAGUUGCAGAGGGCAUGGAAGGCAACCAGCGCAAGGUGAUCGUUGAGCGCUUGGAAGCCGUCAAGAGCAAAAAUCCUGUUUUCACCUGGUGCUAA